GUUCAUCACUAAAUUAUUAUGUGAAGGUAUGUAAAGCAACAAUCAUGAUUACAUCAACAACAAACAUCAACAAGUAACAUUUAGAUCAAUUGGUUGAAUGUAAGCAAACAGAAAUCUAUUAAACGACGACUCAGCUGAUUGAUUUGAUACACAUGAUGGGAGCAAAUAAACAUGGUAACGAUGUUGUUAUCGAUGAUAAUGAUGAUGUUGCUGAUGAUGAUGAGGAAGAAACAAAUUGACAAAAUAGAUAGCAAUAAGAUGAAUGAAUUAAAUGUCUGAUUGAUACUCAAAGAGCAAAGCUUCGAGAGUCUCAAGAUUCUGAAAGAGAGAAGAGAAAGAAAGAGGAAUUAUAGCGAGUGGGUUUUAAGUCAAAAGAUAAUGAUGAGAAGGAGGAGGAAGAAGGUUAGAAGAUGGUGAAGGAAGAGAAACAAAAUCAUCUAUGAUCAAUGAUCAUUAUUAAUAAUAAGUCACCCUUUUCUUUUACCUUUUUCCUAUCAUCUUAUUAGUUUUGAGCUUUACUCCCUUUUUUACAGAAAUUUAUCUUCAAAUUGCUCUUUCUUUUACUCACUUCUCUAUCUUUCUAUCCCUCUUUCUCUAUCUCUUCCUCUCUCGUUCUGCAUCGUCUCUUUUUCUCCUUCUUUUUCCUCUCUUUCUUUCAGUCUCUCUUUUUGGCAAAAACAAAGUUUUAGUAAUAUAACUUGAUUUUGUUGUUGUGGUGGAGAGAGAGAGAAAAAAAAGCUGCUGCUGAUGUUAUUUUUCGUGUUGACUCGGAGUUAAUUUACUUGUUUCCAAAGUGGCCUUGUUUCAUAGUAUCCAGCUCUUGUUUGAUUGUCCAAUUAUUUAAUUAUCCUAGUGACACUUGUUGAUACAAUUCUUGUUGAUGUAAUCCUUGUUAUCCCACCAAUUGGUUUUUCUGGUUCCUUCUGGUUGUUCGUUAGUGACUCAAUUGUUGAAUGGAUUAACCUUGUAAAUCAUCUUUGUUGCUUGUUAACAUAUUUGCACUUGAAAAAAACCAACUCAUCUUUUCUCCGGGUUGUCUUCCAUUUAUUAUUCCAAUCAACUUUAGCUGGGCCUUGGUUUGGAUAAGAAAAAUUGUGGUCAAAUCAAUUUGGAUUAUUAUGAUGUUUGUGAACCAUUGAAUGAUAAUGACAAAGGACCCAAGUAUUCAUUUUUAAUUUACUCUUCAUUGGCAUCCGUAUCAUCCUCAUCAAAAUCAGCUCAGUCUCGUCACAUCUUUUCAGCUGACAGUGCCUUUGAGAUGUUCAAGUGGAUCAGUUCAAUACAAAAUGCAAUUAAAGAUGCUCGUGUGAAUCGUAAAGGACCAGGUCGACGUCGCCAGGAUAAAUCCAAACAUGGCGGUAACCAUACAGUUGAUGGAAGUAGACACAAAACUGCUCCACCAGAGACAAUUAAAUUUGAUACCGAUCGUGUUGAACCAGUUUCUAUACUUCACUGUGAACAAAAGAAUCGACCUCGAGGUCCAACAGGUCGCCGAGCGCCGGGUCGAGCAUUUCUUCAUUCAACAAUUUUAGGAGGUUCUUCGGUUGGAAAUUUAAUAAACUCUUCAACGGGCGAUUUACUGGCAAUUACUGAAACAAAUAGUCUUGAAAGCUCAACCGAAAUGACUGGUUCCAUGGAUUCAUCUGAUAAUCUUGAACAGAAACACAACAAUAACCACCAUCAAAUGUAUAAUCAUCACAAUCAUCAUCGACCUAGAACUAUGACCACUGAAACUGUGGACACUGAUGCAGACGAUUAUGAGGAAGAAAGAGAUUCAAAGACGGAAAAUGAAGAGGAUAACCAUUAUGAUACAAUAGUCAAUGAAUCCAAUAGGAGAAUCAUUGGAAUAAUGAACAAGAUGAGGUUGGAAGGAGAGGAAAAGAUUAAAAUGAGCAAUGGAUUUGGUAAAGGUGAUGCUUCCCAUGAUAAUCAUGGUGACAAACAGGCUAAUUUAAUCUCUAAAUCAAAUGAAUCAAAUGGAACAUCUAAUCAUUUUCAUGCUAACAUUGCACGUUUAAAUGGGAAACACACCAAUGGUUAUUCAUCAUCAUCCCCACCAAUUAAUAAAACAAUAACAGCAACUUCUCCAUCAAUAAAACGCAGGUUCCAUGAAGAUACAAAAGACCUAAAGAAACACCUAAAUGCCAUUUUUUCAAACAAUAAUCAACAGAAUCAACAAUUGAUGGUCAACUUGGGAGAUUCAACAGUAUCCAUUGAACAGACUAAAUUGACUGAAUGUCUGAAAGAAAUAUGUCCCACACUUACCUCAGGUUCAUUACUUUCAGAAGGUUCAUCAGUGAAAACCUCAUUAACCGAUCUUGAUCCCAAUUUAAGAUCACUGAUCAAGGAAUUGGAGGCUCUUAAAGGUGUUAAGAAGAGUAAAGUUCGCAGCGAAAAGAUUCAAUCUCUAGUUGAUAAACUGGUAAACCUUGUUGAUACCUAUUCCAAAAAUGUUGAGUCAUUUGAAAAUUACAACGAUCAGAUCAUUAAAUUAAUAAGUUCACUGUCAACAUUGGUCAGUCAACCAACACCAAUGGUAACAUCAUCAUCCACCUCAUCACCCUCUUCCUCACCUCGACUAGUCAAUGCAAAUAAAUUACACUACAAACCUGUAAACAGUCCAUCAUCGACACACUGUUAAUUGUCCAACUUGAGAAGCUGGAAAAUAAUUAAAUUUUUUAUUAACUCCAUUAUUCAUCGCAAACCAUCAAUAUCAACAAAAAUUGAAGGCAAAAACUCAUCCAAAACCAUUAAUCAAAGUCCAAGCCUCACAACAAAUAACUCAACCUCUUCUUUUCAAAGAUCAACAUUUAUCUCAACUAGUAAAAACAAUACAACGACUUGAAAGUGAGAACUUUUGGAAAACAAAAUCAUCAAGAUUAACAAUUUAAAGCCAAAUUGUUGUCAACAUGUAUACAUAAAUCACACUUUAAGAUGCUACAAAAUGCUAUGUAAAAUGAAAAAAAAUUGUUUCUUUUUUUAUUCUAUUGUAAAAAUCAAAAGUUAUAUCAAAGACAAUCGCUAACUCAGUAUGUUUUAUGCAGAAUCCCCUUCAACCCCAAACCUCAUCACCAUCCCAAUCACCAUAAUUGCCUUACCUUUUAUCUCCGAUUGUCUUCCUUAAUGUUUAAAAACAAAUGAAACGUUUAAAAAAUUUUAUUCUUACGACAAUUUAAUCAAAGAUUAAAGUUUGAUCAAUGUAA
Messenger RNA from Tetranychus urticae (two-spotted spider mite), 3203 nucleotides. RefSeq lists its product as uncharacterized. The record is from RefSeq and is a predicted model, not a curated record. Lineage: Eukaryota; Metazoa; Arthropoda; Arachnida; Trombidiformes; Tetranychidae.